AUGCGAUCAUGGUCAGACUCAGAAAACCAGAACUCUAACCGCCAGGCUUUACUGGCAUACUUUAUUAUUGACAUUGUUCAUGUUUUAGGGUCGCAAGUAAUAUUGAACAAGGAAAACAUAACGGUUUAUCAGCUUGCCGGAUUUCGUCUACGAUUUCGUCCAAAUUAUUCUGAUCCCACACUUAGAGCGUUAGCGUCCAAUGAUUACACUUGGACAGUCGAUGACUUGGGAAAAGUUUCUACUUACAAGUGGCCAGGAUCUGCACCAACUCCGGAAAUGUUUUCCGCAUACUACAGAACUCUCGUGACACCUCUUGUAAUUACAAAAUUUCAUCAUUCGCUUAUCCGGUAUACAAUUCGACGAAGUAAUUCUGGAAAGUAUUUUUCGGAAACGGCAAUUCUACGUGUUGGUGCUAGACCAACCAUAUCACGACAAUCCGACAUCUUGUCGGGUACACCGGGAUCUACUGUCGAGGCUUGUUUCAAUGUCACUGGAAGUCCCAAGCCUUCACUCAUAAUAGGAAAAAGAGACAAUAGCAACGACACCGUGUCUUCUAGUAGCACACAAAGCGGCUGCAUUAAAAUUGGACCUAUAAAACUUAGCAACGCCGGAAAUGUUACCAUAACAGCAAAAAACUGUUUUGGCAAAUCAAAAAUCACAAUUGCCAUUACAAUUGUCCAAAGCACAUCAACUACUGAGAUACUAAAAACAAGUAGCACAACGCAAUUUGUCUCAAAGGGUAGUACUAUCACCUCGUCAUCUGUGCAAGACAGACGUGUGCUAGUUGAUUCUCGUGCUACUCCUUUCUCUAACCCCGUAACGACUCAAAGUACUUCAACGACACAAAGUCGUGCAACGACAACAAGUAGUAAGACGACACAAACUGGUGCAAAGCAACGAUCCAAUGUGACGUCAUCAGAUCCAUCUCCUAGUCCAACCACAAUUUACUGUUCAAGAAAUAUCACUCAGUAUGAAGCACAUACAACGCAACUUUCAACUACCAAUAAUAUACAAGCACAACAAAUACAGAAUUAUCCAACUGAUGUUUUUGGUUUAGCAGCGAACACAUUCAUUUUGAGUUACAAUGGAAGAGCUGUGGCGUCGAGCGAAUCGAAAAUAGCGGUGUCUGUUAAUUCCACACUAACAAUGCAAUACACUGUGACUAAUCUACACGAUAAGCUACACUUGUGUCACAAUGAGAAAGCAACGGAUCGUGUGUUUGAUCUCUAUCCAUUUUUAAUCAUACCAAAUGUACAACAAUCAGACAGUGGGAUAUACGAAAUCAUUGCAAGAGAUAGAGAUGUAAAUACAAGAUUGUAUUUUACGCUUCAAGUAAAGACAUCACCUUCAACAGCGGACACAUCAGCUACACCACCAAGUCAAAGCGUGCUUGAACUACGUGACACGUCGGAAAAAAUUGAAGUGUUGACUACAGCACUCAUUGUCGUCUCGGUCUGUAUUUUUGUGUUUGCUCUACCAACUACCUUUCUUGUUUACAAAUAUCGUCAACUCUUGAAUUUGUUAACUCGCAGGCUAGCCAACUCUAGUGAAGAAGAAACUGGAGAACAGAGAAGUCCCACAUAUUCAAACGUUGAAGAUGUAAAGCAGACAGCGAUCUUUAUUAAAACCGAGGAAGCAGUGAGUCUAGUAAAUCCGACGGCAAAUCCGACGGCUACAUGUGGAGACGCUGUCUACGAAUCUGUCGAAGAGAAUCAAGAAAGACAAGUCACAGUAGAAUCAUCUCAGGAUAUAGCAUCGGAUAUUGCUGUUCAAGACAAUGCAGCUUACGGAGCAACAGUUUAAUCAGCGUUUUCAUGUACUGCAUUGUGUUACUGUUUGCUAUUCAGUUGACUUUGACGCAUGUAUGGCAAACAUCCGAGUAACCGUCAAGUAGCUACUAAUCUUUUUUCAACGUAUCUUUGUGUUCGUAGCGUAGUAUAGGAUGAGUCUAUGCAUUUUGCAGAGAGAAGUCUAAAGUUGUAAGGCUAACUAAUGGCUUGUAGUGUAUCAAUUUGAGUUGUAUCCUCAAAUUCAUGCGCGCGU
Messenger RNA from Corticium candelabrum, 2043 nucleotides. RefSeq lists its product as uncharacterized. The transcript has 8 exons. Lineage: Eukaryota; Metazoa; Porifera; Homoscleromorpha; Homosclerophorida; Plakinidae. Bases 1 to 1803 code for a protein of 600 amino acids. The record is from RefSeq and is a predicted model, not a curated record.